Messenger RNA from Seriola aureovittata, 2866 nucleotides. RefSeq names its product complement component 7a (gene c7a). The record is from RefSeq and is a predicted model, not a curated record. Gene Ontology annotation, molecular function: protein binding. The transcript is spliced from 18 exons. Gene Ontology annotation, cellular component: membrane attack complex. Bases 142 to 2661 code for a protein of 839 amino acids. NCBI's taxonomy places the organism in Eukaryota, Metazoa, Chordata, Actinopteri, Carangiformes, Carangidae. Gene Ontology annotation, biological process: immune response.
CCCCUUUUUCCCACUGAGUUCUGUGGAAUUAUCCUCUGAGAAUUUUACUCCCUGAAAAGAACAAAACUUAACAUAAAUAACUGUGAAACUGUGCAUCAGCGCCUGUUCAAGACGUUUCUUCUUUGCUGCUCUUCACUCACCAUGAAGAACAUUGCACAACUCUUUUUAGCAGUCUUGCCAUGGCUGCUAUUCCUGUUCACUCCCAAAGGGUUUUGCUACCAGAGUGUUCAUUGCCAGUGGGGACCUUUUGGUGAUUGGUCAGAGUGUAAUCCCUGCACCAAACUACAGACAAGAAGCAGAGCCAUGGCUGUCUAUGCACAGUUUGGAGGGAGCCCCUGUUAUGGAGCACGAACUGAGACCAGGGCCUGCGAAACCACACAAGGAUGCCCUCUAGAGGAAGGAUGUGGAGACAGGUUUCGCUGUGUUUCAGGGAAGUGCAUUAGCCGGUCCCUGAUGUGUAAUGGAGAUCAGGAUUGCGAGGAAGAUGGGCUCGACGAACGUGUCUGUGAUCUUGGACGCAAUAUUGUAUGUCAUAACUCAGUUCCUCUACCUGGCAUUGAACUCCUAGGACUUGGGAUUGAUGUGACAUCAGGGGCGUGGAGGGGCAGUGUCAUCAAUACAAAGAGCUUUGGGGGUCAAUGUCGCACCAUCUUCAGCGGACUCCACAAGGCUGAGUAUCGACUACCCCUUAGUACUCUCCACUACAGCUAUAUGGUUAAAGCUGAGAAUGAUUUCAGUGAUGAAAUGUACAAAAGUGAAUGGCACUAUUCAAAGGAGAUUACCAAAAGACAUACAGCGUCUGGGACAACAACAGGAUUUCAAAACUAUGACUACCUACAGAGUCGUGACUGGACUCAGGAACACAGGCUUUUGGUUUUAAAGAAUAACAUAGAGGUAGCUCAAUUCCAGAGUAACUCUCCUCAGUACCUCCCAAUAUCUGAGGAGCUGUGGAGGGCAUUGGCCAAACUUCCAUCUGUGUACGACUACUCCGCCUACAGGAAGGUUCUGGAGAGGUUUGGAACACACUACCUGUCUGAAGGAAGCCUCGGGGGCUCCCUCAGAAUAAUCGCCAGGAUUGAUAGUGAGACUACAAAAUACCUAGAGUCUGUGAGCACUGCAUAUCACGAAUGUGAUAAAAGUGUACGUUGGUAUUUAUUUAUCCCCGUCCGAAAAAACGAUUGCAAAAGUGGGAAUAGCCAUACAUCUACAACUAGAGGUGAUUCAAGACACAAUGAAAAGCCGAAUGUGCGAGUGGAGGGAGGAGACCCCCAAUAUGGCAUACCACUGGAAGCAAUGCGGCCCUAUGAUCAAAACAGGAACCAGGAACUGUACUCAAACUGGGCUGACUCUAUCAGGUCAUUUCCAAAGGUCACAAAAAAAAAGCUGCGGCCACUGUCAGAGCUGGUGAAGGAAGUUCAGUGUGCUGGGGUAAAGAGGCUCUACCUUCGCAGAGCCAUAGAGGAGUAUCUUGCUGAGAGCGACCCCUGCCACUGCCGUCCCUGCAGCAACAAUGGCCUGGCUUUCAUGGAUGGAAAUGAAUGCAAAUGCAUCUGUAAACCUGGUACAGAAGGACUGGCCUGUGAGAGGGGAACUGAAGACGAGGGUCAGCCAGGAGUGAUCCAUGGUAGUUGGUCGUGCUGGUCUGCCUGGUCAUUGUGCUCUGGGGGUCGAAGGUCACGAAGUCGUUCCUGCUCUAAUCCCAUUCCUCAGAAUGGAGGACAAGCCUGUAUUGGAGAACCCACUGAAACGUCUGAAUGUGAAGACCAAGAUCUGCAACACUUAAAAACCAUGGAGCCUCAGUGCUUUGAUCGAACUCUCCCAGCAAGACAGAAUUGUGGAACCCCGCCUGCUCUCAUCAAUGGCUACAUCCUGGACCCUAAGGACAUUUACCUUGUGGGUAGUAGGAUUCAGUACACCUGCACUGAAGGUUACCAUUUUGUUGGUCUCAACACCUUGGAAUGCACUGCUGGUCAAACCUGGUCUUCCAGACCUGGACUGUGUGUGGUUUCAAGGUGCAGGAUCGAGUCCCUCGCUAAUGAUGUCAUAGCCUCUCCAUUAAAGCAGGCCUAUAGCAUAGGGGAGACAGUCACCUUGUCCUGUCCAGAGGGUAGACAGCUACAAGGAGAAGCAACAACUAUUUGUGACUCCAGUCUGAAUUUUUCACCAAACCCAGCAGACGUUAAAUGCAGCCCAGUCAGCAUACAACAAGAACAUAUUCCUACCCAAUGUAAACUGUGGGAGAAGGCUUCCAGAGGAAAAUGUGUUUGCAAAAUGCCCUUUGAGUGCGGUUCUUCUUUGGAGUUGUGUGCCACUGCUGCUGAGGGUAGCAGAAAAACAUCCCUUCUGACUGUGUGCAAAGUGCACGCACUGCAGUGUGUGGGAAAGCAAUUCACGGCAGCCGAAGACAGCAACUGCAACUGGCCACAGCGCAACACGGCAGGCUGCACCAACUGUCACAUGUGGGAGACCUGUGACGAUCAAACCGAUGAGUGCCGCUGCAAGGACUCUGCACUUUGCUUGACCCCAGGAUUUAAUGUGUGUGUCCGUAUUGGGGAGGAUGCAACUGCGGCCACUCAGACCAUGAGUGAGUGUGAAGCAGGAUUACGUCGAUGUAAAGGAGAAAAGGUGUCAGUUGUCAGUAUCCAGCCCUGCACUUCCUAAGGAUGCAGGAUGUGGGCUGAGCUUAUGACCACUAAUUUUCAUCUUCCUUUACACAUGCAUCAUCAGUUAUAUUUUUUGACUGAAUUAAUUUUUUUUCAAGUAUAACUACUUAAAUCACUGUAAUGUCACGCUAUUAUGCAUGUAUGAAACAAAAUGUAACAGUAUCAACACAACAAAAAAAUAGUAAAGUAAUAGUAAAGCUCAA